This is a messenger RNA of Paramecium tetraurelia, 1395 nucleotides long. RefSeq lists its product as uncharacterized. Lineage: Eukaryota; Ciliophora; Oligohymenophorea; Peniculida; Parameciidae. The transcript has a single exon. The record is from RefSeq and is a predicted model, not a curated record.
AUGCGAAGGAAUUAGCGGGAACUCAUAUUCUCGAAAAAGAGAAUACUAGAGCUUCCCAUCCAAAUAUCCGAUAACAAUUAAGCCAUACUCAUUCUUUAAGGGAUUUCCUAAAAUCAAAUUUCACUCACCACAUUUUUCCAACAACUCACCUUACUUCUACCUUAAUUUACAGAAUUACAUCUCCAAACACUGCCUUACAUUCAACAAGCAACAGCCCAAUAUAUCUAUGAAAUUGAUUAAUCAAAUAGACAAAUCAAUGAUGAUGAUCUUGAGAUUUCAGAAUGCACUGUCUUAGAAAUGCUUCUCUACCUAAAUCAACUCACUUAUUAUGUCAAAAUAGACUUUUCUAUGGAUGAUCUCCUAGAUCUCCUCUUAAAAAUAUUAAAAGCAACCAAUAAAUUCAAAAUUUUGGAUAGAAUUUGCCAAGUAUUAUACAAUAUUUUGCUUGAUUUCCCAGAUGCUUAAGCUCUAUUGCUCUAGCAAAACCUUCCAACUAUGUUGACCAAUAAAUAUCUAACGAACACGAACUUUGAUUUACUUAAUCUUAAGAAUCUCCUCAUGAUUUUGCAUAAAUUAGUUAAAAUUGGAUAUCAUGAAUACAACCUCAUCCAUCCUAUUCUUCACAAAUUACAGAACAGUUCAAAUGUUCAAUAAUCACAAUAUGUAGAAGUUAUGGAAUACUUUUUCUAAUUUCUUGCUAAUUGUUCUUCCAAUUAUGAUCCUUAAAUUAUUCAAUAGGUUCAAUUAUUUGAAAAAUUCUUAGAAUUCUAAUAUGUUAGAUGGUCUGUUGAUUUGCUUUUUAAAUAUGAUAAAAAUUACAAUCUUGUAUGCAAUAUCUAUCAGUUUCUAAAUAACUUGAGUUUAGCAGCCUGUGGUUCAAGCAUGAUUGAUCAAGGCAUUUUGAGUGUCAUAUAAGUACAUUUAAAUGAAAAAUCAGUACCUCAAAUACUUAUUUACUCCUUAUUGACAAACUUAAUUGUGGAUGAUCUCACAAGUAUUUUACAAUGUGGAAUUCUUAUCAGAAUCCCUGCAAUGUUUAGGUUAGGAUUUCCUAACUCAGACUAUAUUCCUGAAUUGAUUUAUUGUAUUACUGCUGCGUUCUCGAAAGCCGAUGAAAAUUAAAUUCAAGACUUGACCAAAAUCUAAUUGACUGAUUGCUUGGUUACUUAUGUUGCAGAUUUACCUCAAGAACUAUUGGAUUUAGAGCUUUGUUAAAAAAUAUUUCGAAUAUUGCAAUCCAUAAUACAUUUGCAAAAUUAGGAAUCAUAAGAAGAUAAUUAUGAAUUGGAGAAAUUGAAAAACAAUACUAUGUUUAUCAUGAGAUGCAAUCAUAUCUUUGGAUUAAAUAAAGAUUACUAUUGUGAAACCCUGUUAAAUAUUCUGUUUGAAAUGUGA